Molecule: messenger RNA, 14115 nt
Organism: Enterobius vermicularis (human pinworm)
Lineage: Eukaryota; Metazoa; Nematoda; Chromadorea; Rhabditida; Oxyuridae
Source: the annotation of a GenBank genome assembly
UUUGUUACCAGAAUUCAGUUUUUCGCUUGUCUCUCAUGCAUUGCUAUUUCAAGUGCAUAUUUUGCUUCAGUAGACUCCCCAAUAGCUCCUGGAGAUCGACCAGUUUCUGGAGCAAUAUCUGCUUCUGUACACUCAGGACAUGCUGGUUGUAUGGAAAAUGACUUUCGUUGCAACGAUGGUAAAUGUAUCUUACUGGAGUGGAAAUGUGAUGGAUCUGGGGAUUGUCCGGAUGGAGAGGAUGAAAAAGACUGUCCUCAUCCCGGAUGUAAAGCCGAUCAGUGGCAGUGUGAUCGAUACGAGUGGCAUUCCGUGUCUUGUAUUGCAGAAUAUCAGCGUUGUGAUAACAUCACUGACUGUGCUGACGGGUCAGAUGAGAUCGACUGCCCUGCACCUGCUGUUUCAUGUAAUGUCAAUGAUGGAUCAGUAUUUCAAUGCGCUGAUGGGAGGCAGUGCUUUGACAUAUCUAAAAAAUGUGAUGGUAUUUACGACUGCAGAGACUUGAGUGAUGAAAAGGAUUCCUGUCCACAUAACCACACAGCAUGUUUCCAAUAUCAGUUCCGAUGUGCAGAUCGUUCGCAAUGCAUUCAAAAAUCUUGGGUCUGUGAUGGCUCCAACGACUGUGCAGAUGGUUCGGACGAACCAUCAACUUGUGAGUUCAAACAGUGCAGUGGCAGUGAUUUCCAGUGUAAGAACAAAAGAUGCCAGCCAAGGAAGUUUCGUUGUGAUUAUUAUGAUGACUGCGGUGACAAUUCUGAUGAAGAAGGUUGCGGACAAUAUCUCUGUCCACCGCAGCAAUGGAAUUGUCCAGGAUCUGGGCACUGUGUUGAUGAAGUUAAAUUAUGUGAUGGCAACAAGGAUUGUGCUGAUGGAGCUGAUGAAAAAAAUUGCUCUUCAAAUUUGUGUCCGUCUUUGGGAUGCCAGGCUGGAUGUCGCUCUUCUCCAUCUGGUGGUAUCUGUACCUGUCCUGUUGGAUACAAAUUAGAUGAGCGUUUUCAUAGAACUUGUUUGGAUAUAAACGAAUGUACUGAGUGGGGAUAUUGCGACCAAGGCUGUCAGAAUCACCGACCUGGCUUUACCUGUUCUUGUCUCGGUGACUGUUUUGAUCUGGAAAUGAUGCACGGUCCAGGGAAAGAUAAUCUUACUAUGAGGGGGUAUUGUUUAUCGAAGAACGCUGAUAAAAUGCGCCUUUUUAUUGCGCGGAGGGAAGGACUGUACAGGUUUGCACCUCAUGAUGUACCAAAUAGCGAGAAGAAGAUUGUGUCUGGCGAGUUUUUGUAUGGUGUGGGUUAUGAUUAUGGUGACAAAAAAUUAUUCUGGACUGACCGUUUGUCACACUCUGCAUUCAGUGCUGAUAUCGACGAUGAUUUUAAUGUUGACCACAUACGGAAGCUCGACCUUAAAAGUCUAGUAUAUCCCCGAAAUCUAGCUGUUGAUUGGAUUGCCAACUUGUUGUACAUAGUGGAAUCUGGUUCACGUCGCAUUGAUGUGUCGCAGUUUGACGGUGAACGGCGAACGGUUCUGAUUGCUGAUGGACUUACGCUACCACUAGAUAUUGCACUAGACCCACUUCGAGGAGAGAUGUUCUUCACAAACCAGUUUAAGUUAGAGGCAGCAGCAAUGGACGGCACUCGUCGGCGUACUCUGAUAGAUACCCAUACUCACCAAGUUAGUGGUGUAGUUGUUGAUCUUACUGGCAAGCGAGUUUACUGGGUUGAUCCAAAAGUAGAUCGAGUUGAAUCUGUAGAUUAUAACGGUCGUGAUAGAAGGAUUGUGGCACAGGGAAUGAAUAUGGUACCACAUCCGUUUGGUUUGACUAUAUUUGACCAAUAUCUGUACUGGACUGACUGGACUCGCCUUGGAGUUACAAGAGUGGAAAAGUUUGGCUCAACUCCUGAAAUUUUGGAAAAUAACGUAUUUCCAAUGGGUAUUACCGCGUAUCACGCUAUGGCUCAACCUGGUCCACAACAAAGUGACUGUCUAGGGAUGAAAAUUGAUAACCCGUGUAUAGAGGCUGACUGCCAGGGAAUGUGUUUAUUGACGAAGGAUGCUGGUGGAUUCGGUGUCGGUUAUAGAUGUGCUUGCCCAAUUGGACAAAGGUUAGUAGAGGGAAAAAAGUGCGUCGAUUCCACUGAAUAUCUCCUGUUCAGCAGCAACAAAAUCGUACGCGGUAUUUUUCCAGAUAUGGAAAGCUCUCUAAGCGAGGCAAUAUUACCAAUUUCUCCUACCUCACAACGUCGUAUUGGAAUGUACUUUGAAGUUGAAUGUGAUGUUCACGGCAAUAGCUUCUUUUACGCAGAUAUAAUGGAUAAUACAGUUUACAGAGUUCGUCCAGAUGGGGAAGGAUUAGCACCUGUUCUCGUCACACACAAUGAUGGGUUGGUAUCUAUGUCAUUUGACUGGUUGUCGAAACAGCUGUAUUACGUUGACAAUAUUCGCAAUAGCCUCGAAGUGGUGAAGAUAACUGAACAGGGACUGGUUAACACUGAAGAUCUCGUCCACAGACAGCUGUUCAGUGGGCUUCGCGAUCCUGUUGCAGUUGCUGUACAUCCUUGGCAGGGACUUUUGUUCUUUGCAGAAGCUCAAAGACCUGCGAAGAUUCUACGAUGUCACAUUGAUGGUUCUAAUUGUAAGGUUAUUCGCAACAAUACGAUUGGCAGACCUUCAAGUUUAGCAAUAGACUUUGUUAACCAAAGACUCUGUUUUGGAGACACUUUGUUAAAGACUAUUACCUGUAUGAAUCUGGAUGGAUCAAACUCUACGGCACUCCCAAUUGACAAUCCAAUUCCUGUCGCUAUUACAAUUUUAGGAGAGGAACUAUAUUACGUACAUCAGAGACCGUAUUCUAUUCGUAAAGUAAGCAAAACUACUGGCGGAACAAGUCGUGUUGUUAGAGAAUUUUCUGGUGAAGAACGAAGUAUCUUCUCAUUAAAGGCUUGCUCACGUUCAAAUCAACCGAUCCCGGAUGCAUCUGUAUUUCAUCCUUGUCAUAAAAGCGAUUGUGCUCAGUUGUGUUUUGCCGUCCCAGACUUAUCGCAAUCAUCCGACGCACCAUCACUUGUAAAAAAAUGUGGAUGUAAACAAGGAUACAAAGUAAACCAAGAAGACCUUCGAUCUUGCCUUCCUGAUCCAACUCAGCCGGUUGAGGAGUUAUGUGCAAGCAAUACCACCCAGUUCCGGUGCACUAAUGGUCGAUGUAUACCUAACGAAUGGAAAUGUGACGGUGAAGAUGACUGUUUAGAUGGUAGUGAUGAGAAAGGCAGUGAUGGAAAAUCAUGUUUUGUUGAGAAACAGUGUCCGCCAAAUACUAUCCGUUGUAACAAUACCAAGAAGUGUAUUCCCCAACAGUACGCCUGUGACGGAGAUAAUGACUGUGGCGACUAUUCGGAUGAGGAUGUCAAAUAUUGUAAAAAUGGAGAAGCUCCUGUUUGUGCUGCUAAAAAAUUCCAAUGUGAUAACCAUCGUUGUAUUCCUGAGCAAUGGAAAUGUGAUUCUGACAAUGACUGUGGCGACGGAUCGGAUGAGAAAUUGGAGAUGUGUGCCAAUGUAACAUGCUCUGUGAAUCAGUUUACUUGUAACAAUGGUCGUUGUAUUCCUGUCUAUUGGCUUUGCGAUGGUGAUAAUGAUUGCUAUGAUAAUACCGAUGAGGAUAAGGAAAGGUGCCCACCAAUUCAGUGUCGUCCUGAUCAGUUUAGAUGCGCUGAUGGCCGACAAUGUAUUUCGCUGAAGAAUCACUGUGACGGACAAAUGGAUUGUGAGGACGGCUCUGAUGAGGACAGCUGCUUACUACAACAAGGCCAGUGCAAGAGCAAUGAAUUUACGUGUGUUACAAGCGGCUUCUGUAUCCCAAUAGCCUGGAAGUGCGAUGGACAACAGGAUUGUGAAGACGGUAGUGAUGAACCGGCCGGUGCGUGUGGUAUUGUGCAGUGUCCGGCAAAUCAUUACAAGUGUGAUAAUGGACGGUGCAUCUUCAACACGUGGUACUGUGACGGAGAAAAUGACUGUGGUGACAACAGCGAUGAGGACGCCAAUCAUGGAUGUCAGAAGAAUCAACAACUGAGUGUUCGCUGCCCAUUUGAACACGCGCCUGAUAUCUGCAUACCUCUUCACCAGUUUUGUGAUGGCAAGGAUCAUUGUCCUAGUGGCAGCGACGAGGGCGGCAGAUGCUCAAGAGAUUUAUGUGCCGCUGACAGGGCUGGUUGCACUUAUAAAUGUCAUAUGCGUCCUGACGGUCCUUUCUGCUCAUGUCCUUUCGGAGAACAACUAAUAAACAAAACUCGCUGUGAACCGGAAAAUGAAUGUCUGGACCCGAGAACUUGUAGUCAAAGAUGCACAGAUGAAAAACACGGUUACACGUGUAGUUGCGAUGAGGGUUAUACACUUGAACCUGAUAAGAAGACUUGUAAAGUUUCCGAAAAUCGUCAGGAUAUGAGAAUCUAUGUUUCAAAUCGUAACAGAAUUUAUUGGUCUGAUAGUCACUUGGAGAACUGGAGGACAUUUGCCGCAGAAGUUGAGAAUGCUAUAGCUUUGGCAUGGGAUUCUGUCGAAGAUAAAAUAUAUUGGUCCGAUAUUCGAGAAAAGAAAAUUUAUUCGGCGACAAGGAAUGGCACAAAUGUCACUGUAUUUGUUGGGGAGGGUCUUGAUAUUACUGAAGGAAUAAGUUUGGACUGGGUGGCUAGAAAUCUUUACUGGGUGGAUUCGAGCCUUAAUACGAUCGAAGUUGCUUCUUUAGAGAAUUCUAGCGCUAGGGUAGUUUUGAUUCAUGAGAACGUUGACCAGCCACGUGGGAUAGCUGUUGAUCCUCGGAAGGGGUUGUUGUUUUGGACCGACUGGGGACAAAAACCGCGGAUUGAGAGAGCUUAUAUGGAUGGUUCUGAUAGAAGGAUCAUUGUCGAUGUUAAAAUUUACUGGCCUAAUACAAUCGCGUUGGAUUUCACUUCCGAUCGAGUUUAUUUUGCUGACAGUAAACUUGAUUACAUUGACUUCGUUAAAUAUGAUGGUAGUGGCCGUACUCAAGUUCUCUCAUCACCAAAAUUUGUGCAGCACCCGCAUGCUUUAACCAUCUUCGAAGAUAUGAUUUACUAUAGUGAUAGACGUCUGCAGAGGCUGCAACUGUAUCCUAAAUAUCCAAAUGGAACUUCGCGAGACUACCCAUCACAUACUUUCUCAAAAGCGCUUGGCGUAGUUGGGGUACAUCCUGUUCUUCAGCCUCCCGUUAAAAAUAAUCCAUGCGCUGGACGUCCAUGCUCAGAUUUGUGCCUUAUCGGAAGAAAUAUGACAUUUACAUGCAAAUGUCCGUUAGGAAAAAUAUUAGGUGCCGAUGGUAGAAAUUGUGCCCUCGAUACAAAACCAUUUCUUCUUGUCAUACAAAAGACAAACAUAUUUGGAAUGCAAAUAAAUCCUCCAAACAAUGGCACUCCUGGUUUAGCAGGAAUGGUUCCUCUUGCUGGGCUCAGCAAUGCAUACGAUGCUGCGUUUGAUCAAGAAAAUAAUGAGCUUUAUUAUCUGGAGCACUCUGUAACUGGGCGGCUCCUCAGUGGUGGUACCAACACGGAAGCGAGAAUCGUUAAGGCUUCAUUUAGUACCUCAAAUCGUACGAAAAUUAUGGCAUCGCUUGUCAUUGACGACCCGUACUGUAUGGCUCUUGACUGGAACUCACUGAACCUCUAUGUUGGAAAUAAGAUUUCUCAAACAAUUGAAGUAGUUCGUACUCAAGGGAAACAGCAUCGCGCUGUGAUUCUGCAUAACGAUCAGUCGCCAUUAACAGUUGCACAACCGGUAGCUAUUGCGAUUGACUCCGACAGAGGAAUCCUGUUUUGGUUAGAUAGGGGUAUUGGAGGUUCACCACCAAAGCUCGCUCGAACAGACUUGGAUGGAAAAAAUGGUUUGGUUGUUGUCGCCAACGAUAUAAGUGAAGUUGACCAUAUCGCCCUAGAUACUAUUAACCAGAGAGUUUAUUUUUCUGAGGCGAAGGCUGGAAGGAUAGCUUCUACGAUGUACGACGGACAAGACAAACGUUACGUAUUAAAUGAUCCUGGAAAACAGCCUCUUGGCCUGGCUUUUUUCGGCCACCGUCUUUUUUAUGCUGAUAGUGCCUUUGAUUCUAUAGAAGUAGCAUCAGUUGGUGACGAUCAGACGCCGCAGUUUAAGAAAUUUAAGGCAGACGUUGAACAACUGGUUAAUCUGCAAAUGGUUGUCCCAAGAAAAAAUGUUGGCUCUCAUCCUUGCCAGAUUGAAAAUGGAAAUUGUGAACAUUUAUGUAUAUCAAAGCAAUAUUCGCAAUUCCAAUGUAUGUGUGCAACUGGGUUUGUGUUGGAUGGAGAAACUCGGUGCAAGCUUUUUGACAAAUCAUUCCUACUUGUUGCUUCCAAAACUAAAGUGAUUGGAAUUCCACUCAACGAGGACCAUGCGAAAGCUGUCGCUAUGGAACCUAUCGGUGGCUCUGCAAUUACUGCUGUUGAUUUUGAGUAUGAAAGCAAGUCAAUUUUCGUUGCUGAGUCUGCUGGUCCUAAUAGAGGAAUUCUACGAUAUACUUUGGGUGGCGGUGAAGUAAAGAACAUAGUAAAAGACUCAUUUGGCUCGUUUACGAUAAGGAGCAUUGCUGUGGACUGGGUCAAUUACAACAUUUAUUUUAUCAAUGUUGAUGCUGAUCGCACUCAUCUGGAAGUUUGUCAGCUUGAUGGAAAGCAUCGUAAAAUUUUAUUAUCUACAAAAACUGAAACUCCAACUUCAUUAGCAGUUGACCCCGUGGCUCGAUAUUUGUACUGGGCUGAUCAAGGACAGAAUCCGUCGAUUCAGAGGUCUUAUCUCGAUGGUUCAAAUCGGCGAGUUAUAGUUCAUGAAGGAAUUUCGGAGCCUACUGAUUUGGUAGUUGAUCCAAACAGCCACAUGAUUUACUGGUCUGACGCGAAGCUGGAUGGAAUCUAUCGGGUGCGAUCUGAAGGAGGUACUCCAGAGCUUGUUCGUGCAAAUGUUGCGUCUGCUGUUGGUAUUGCAGUAUUUGGAAGUACGGUUUACUGGGCAGACAGUAGGCUCGAAAAAGUGUUUUCUUCGAUGAAUCAUCCGAACCAAACUUCUUCCCUGCUUUUGCCAACAACUAUGGCUGCCGGUCUUCCUGACCUUGGAAAUGUCGUAGUUUUUGAUGAAACAGUACAGUCUAAAGUGUCAUCGCCAUGUCAUUUAACUGACAACUUACGUAAAAGUCCUUGUCCUCAACUAUGUUUUGCUGCCAUUGGUAGCCAAAAUCCAGUCUGUGCCUGCGCACGAGGUGUUCUGAAAGGAAGAUCUUGCGAAGAGCCAGAAACGUACCUUCUUUUUGCUGAUGGCGAGCGCAUAGUUGAUGCGCCAAUUGAACCAGAUGUAAAGGCUUCAAGGCCUUUGAAGGAGCCUCUUCCUUUUGUUGACAACCUUCAAGUAUUUGACGUUGAUAUCAAUUUGAAACGGAUUUAUUAUGUAACCGAAUCUCCGGUGGGCGCUAACAUAUCGUGGUUCGCUAUGAAUCAACCAAGCAAACGGAGGUAUUUGGUUAUUUUUGGACCAAUGAAGUCGAAAUUGCCAGAAAGUAACAUACGGCACGUUUCUGACAUGAAGCUGGAUUGGCUAACGCAAAAGAUUUAUUUCACUACAGGAAGAAGCGGUAAAAUAUAUGCACUUGAUACAACUGGAGAGCACAUUGCAACUAUUGCAAAUGGAGACUGGACUUAUGCUUUGGCCCUAGAUCCAUGCGCCGGUCUUAUUUUCUGGUCUGACAGCGGAUAUAAAAUUUCAGGAGGGGCUUAUGAGCCUCGUAUUGAGCGAUCAAAUAUGGCCGGCGGUGAUCGAGAAAUAAUAAUUAAAGAAAGCAUAAGUUUGCCGGCUUCGAUUGCUUUAGAUUUUAGAGAACAACGGAUUUACUGGGCUGAUGUUAAUCGUCUGAGCAUUGACUCCUCAGAUUACGACGGUAAAAACAGAAGGACGAUUGGGAUCGGUUAUAGGGCGAAAAGUCUUGACAUUUGGGGCUCUUGGCUGUAUAUGAGUGAUCCGUUAGCUAAUGGUAUCUUUCGCAUGAAUAAGGACACUGGCGGUGAAUACGAAAAUGUUGUGCCUGACAGACGUGUUCCAUCUACACUUCAUGUAUUCGCUUCUGAAACAGAUUUACAGACUCGGACACAAUACUGCAACUCAUUUACUUCUAAUCUGUGUAAAAAAAAUAAUGGUGGCUGUGAGCAGUUAUGUCAUGUAGUUGCAACAGAUGUCGGUCUUUUUGCUUCUAAAGUACAGUGCUCAUGCAAUGAUAGUUACGUAUUAGUAGAGGAGAAGUUACCUGGAAAGGAUAUUCCAACGCAGUGUGUUCCUAAGGAUGCGUCUAGAGUGGUAAAAGAAUUUAACUGUCUACCACCAUACAACUUCCAAUGCGGCGACGGAAUGUGCAUCUCACUGAGCGAAACUUGCAAUGGACGACAAGAUUGUUCUGAUGGAUCAGAUGAGCAUCCCACUUACUGCAAUUCACGAGUUUGUCCUGAGAAGUAUUUCUUGUGUAAAAACAGAAGAUGUAUUGAAAGCGAGCGUCAGUGUAACGGCGUUGAUGACUGUGGCGACAACUCAGAUGAAAGCGAAUGCGGCAAACCCGGUUUGAUUGCCUGUCCUACAGGCCAAUUCGCCUGUUCAAAUGGUCACUGUAUUAACGAAACUAAGGUUUGUGAUGGUCAUAAUGACUGCCAUGACGAAAAAGUGUCAGAUGAAAGCAAGGAAACGUGUCCGGAUCUGCCUAUUAAUUGCCGAGGUGUACGUAUUCACUGCCCAAAUACAAACAUCUGUAUACAGCCUGCUGAUCUCUGCGACGGAUACGACGACUGUGGUGAUAAAGCUGACGAAAACAAACUGUUCUGCAUGAACCAGCCUUGUGCCACUCACUACGUUCGAUGCCCAAGUGGAAGAUGCAUUCCGGAAACUUGGCAGUGUGAUGGCGACAAUGACUGUGGAGAGGGAGCUUGGGACGAGACUCAUGCAAAUUGUACUGAUGAGCAUGGCAAAAGAGUUUGUUUGGGCGAAUAUCUGUUCCAGUGCCAAAACGGAAAGUGUAUAAGUCGCGCGUUUAUUUGCGAUGGUGAAGAUGACUGUGGAGAUUCAAGCGACGAAAGUUCACUUCAUAAUUGUGGGAAUCGAACCUGUUCGGAUCAGGAAUUUCACUGUAAAGCCAAUGUUCAUCUGUCUCAGCCCAAGUAUGAAUGCAUACCUAAAACUUGGUUGUGCGAUGGUGACGUAACUUGUGCAGAUGGUGAAGAUGAGAGCAAGGAGCUUUGUGGUGUUGAAAAGAAAGAGUGUAACAAAGGGGAGUUUAGAUGUGCAAACAAUCACUGUAUUCAUGCGUCGUGGGAAUGUGAUGGUGACAAUGAUUGCUUGGAUGGGUCUGACGAACAUCCAAAUUGCACGUAUUCUCAGUGUCAACCAGAUUUUUGGCAAUGCGCGAACCAUAAAUGCAUUCCUAACAGUUGGAAAUGUGAUGGAAAUGAUGAUUGCGAUGAUGGCAGUGAUGAGAAGGAUUGCAAUCACUCUUUAGAGGGAACGGUAUGCUCUCCAGGAGAAUUUCGUUGUAGAGAUGGUACCUGUAUUAAUUCAACAAAAGUAUGUGAUAGAAUAUAUGACUGCGAAGAUCAUUCUGAUGAGUCUUCAAAAUGCCAUAUAAAUGAAUGCGCGAUUGCUGAAAAGCCUUUAUGUGAACAGAAGUGUGUCGACUUGCCUAUAGACUAUAAAUGCGAGUGUUAUGAAGCCUUUGUUUUGGACAAGGACGACAAAAAGUCUUGUCAUGAUAUUGACGAAUGUGAAGAAGGAACUUCGUUGUGUAGUCAACACUGCGAAAAUAAAAUUGGUAGUUACAAAUGUUCUUGUGUUGAGGGCUAUUUGCUGGAAAACGAUGAUCGCACUUGCAAACGAAUUGAUUCUGAUCCUAUUCCAUGGUUACUUUUCGCAAACAAACAUUAUAUGAGGAAACUGUCAACGGAUGGAACAGAUUACGAACUAGUCGCCAGAGGGUUUGAUAAUGUCAUUUCGAUGGAUGUGGAUAUGGUGGAGAAAAAGGCAUACAUCGUUGAUUCUGGUAAACUGCGGGUUUAUAGAGUUGGGCUUAGCGAGAUUAGUCGAUCUAUCUCCACUUACGAAGUGGUGCUAAGGCACAACGUUUUUGGUAUAGAAGGGAUAGCUGUUGAUUGGAUUGGCCGCAAGUUGUACUUUAUGAACAGACAAGAAAGAUCUAUUCGUGUUUGCGAAUUGGAUGGAACUUUCUGCAAAUCUUUAAUUAGAGAUCGAAUAACACAACCUAAGGCUAUUGUUGUUCAUCCUGGCAAAGGUUAUUUGUAUUUCACGGAAUGGAGCUUACAACCUUACAUCGGGCGAAUGUCUAUGGAUGGUUCUCCAGAUCUUGCAGAUCCUAUUGUUAAAUUAGCAGAAAACGACUUGGGAUGGCCAAAUGCAUUAACUAUAGAUUUUUAUUCUGAUAAGCUCUUCUGGGGUGACGCUCAUUUGAAUGAAAUUGGCUAUAUGGAUUUAGAUGGAGGAGCACGACACCAUAUUCCUGCUAAGCGAACAUCCCAUGUUUCGUCCAUGACUGUCUUUGAUGAUUUUCUUUAUUGGUCGGACUGGAACUUGAGACAAAUAAUGCGGGCAAAUAAAUGGACAGGAAAGAAUGAGAUGCCAUUGGUCACAACCUCACAACUGCCAAACGAUCUGAGGGUGUGUUUUGUGAGAUGUAAACUUACCGAUUAUACCAAUAAUGGAGGUUGUUCUCAUUUGUGUUUAAUAACUGUUGGAGCCAACGGUUAUUCUUGCGCCUGCCCGGAUCAGUUCAUUCUUCUCUCUGACAAUAGAACAUGUAAGCCUAACUGCACUGAAAGACAGUUCGCCUGUGGCGGUGACGAUGCUAAGUGCAUUCCAAAAUUGUGGUACUGUGACGGUGAACGUGACUGCAGAGAUGGUAGUGAUGAACCUGGAAAAGACAUUUGCGGUCCACGCAUUUGUCCUGUGGGUGAAUUCCAGUGCAAUAACCACAACUGUACAAGACCUUUCCAACUGUGUGACGGUAAUGAUGACUGUGGUGAUGGAUCAGAUGAGGUUGACUGUGAUAAGCCAUGUGAUUCUUGGAUGUUUAAAUGCGUUUCCACCGGAAAAUGCAUUCCGAAGCGAUUUACUUGUGAUGGUGAUGACGACUGCGGUGAUCGCUCUGACGAAUCAGACGCUGUCUGCAAAAAUCCUUUACGGAAUUGUACUGCUGAAGAGUUCAGAUGUACCAAUCAUAAGUGUAUCCCCAAAGCUUGGAAAUGUGACAAUGAUGAUGACUGUGGUGACAAGAGCGACGAGCCUCCAGAAUGUGCUAACAUUGAAUGCAGGAAAGGUUGGACGCGAUGUGCUACAUCAUACAGAUGUAUUCCUGACUGGGCAUUCUGUAAUGGCCAAGAUGAUUGUCGUGAUAAUUCUGAUGAAGUAAUUGAAAGGUGUCCAAAGUGUGAUGAUAUUGGCGAAUUCAGGUGUGCAACCACUGGCAAAUGUAUUCCAAGAAGAUGGAUGUGUGACAGCGAAAACGACUGCGGCGAUGAUUCUGAUGAGACAGACGCAUCUUGCGGUGGAACGUCUAGGCCUUGUUCUGAAUCGGAGUUCCGUUGUAACGAUGGACGCUGCAUACCUGGCAACAAAGUAUGUGACGGCACUGUGCAAUGCAGCGAUGGGUUAGACGAGUCCCAGUGUAAGAAGAGACAAUGCAAUGCAGGAUAUAGGCAGUGUGAUGACGGAACUUGUAUUCCAGAACAUCGAUGGUGCGAUCGUCGAAAAGAUUGUCCAAACGCGUCGGAUGAGCUUCACUGUGAAGACUACGUAAAUCGUCGCGCGUGUAGUCCUUUUGAAUUUGAAUGUACCAAUUCUGUUUGUAUUCCGCAAAAGUUUACGUGCGAUGGCGACAACGACUGCGGAGACAAUUCAGAUGAGACUAAUGAGCAGUGCAAGAGUGCUUCUUGUGAUCCGCCUCUUCGGUUCCGAUGUGCUCACUCGAAGUUAUGCUUGAAUAUACUUCAGCUUUGUAACGGCGUUAACGAGUGUGGUGAAAAUGAUUUCUCAGAUGAACAUUUAUCGAUGUGUAUUUCAUUUUCGGAAUAUGGGGACUGUUCAGCAAAUCAGUUUAAGUGCGCCAAUGGCAAAUGCAUUAAUGCAACGCUUGCAUGUGACCGUAAUGAUGAUUGCGGUGAUGCCAGUGAUGAAAUUGGAUGUACUAAGAGGCAAGGUAGGACUUGUGAUACAAAUCAUGCAAAUGGGGGCUGCAAACAUUUGUGUACGGACGUUCCUGGGGGAUACUAUUGUCACUGUCGCGACGGAUUCCAACCUGAUCCUAUGGAUCCAUAUGACUGCGUUGACAUCGAUGAGUGUGCCGGUAAUAACACUUGUACUCAGCUCUGUUUGAACACCAAAGGGUCGUAUCUAUGUAGCUGUUUGGAGGACUAUGAAAAUAACGUGGUUGUUGGAGCAAUGACUGGAAAAGACUGCAGGGCAAAGGGUGACUCGGCCGUAGUCAUGGUGGCUUCCGAUAGUGCAAUGCUUCAAUUAAGUCUGACGCAUUCGAACGGAGCUAAUCGACAUGCCGCAGCAAACUCGGGAGAUGAAAACAAUAUAAUUGCGAUCGACUUUGACCCUCGUCGUGAACUGAUGUUCUGGAUUGACACUCAACAAAAUAAAAUAUUUAGAUCAGCAGUUGCAAAAGGCAACCAGUCACAUAUUGGACAGGCUUUGGAUAUUGACUUCAAUGAACUAAAAGUUUCGCCUUCUGCGAUUGCGGUUGACUACCUUACUGGAAAUUUGUAUAUUACUGCAGUAACGAACGGAGAAGAUCUAGAAGUAUAUUCGCGUAGAAAGCGGAUGUCAGAGCCAAGGAAAGAUAGCAAUGGAGCUGUAUUUGUUGCGAAAUCUGACGGGCGGUAUUUGAAGAAAGUGGUCGCAGGUCGUUUGCAGUUGCCAACUGCUUUGGUUGCAUUACCUCAGUUGGGUCGCAUUUGCUACGCGGAUGCUGGAACGGACGCAAAAAUUGAAUGUGCUGAUAUGGAUGGCAGACAUCGAGAGGUAAUUGUUAGAGAUUUUGUUUUUUCACCCACGUCCAUGGCUGUUGAUGAGGGGAAGGAUAAUCGUAUUUACUGGGCAGACCCAAAAUAUCAUAAAGUUGAAUCAGUUUUGCCUAAUGGUACUAAACGUUGGACUGUAGUUCAUGACAGUAGGGCGCCAUGGUGUAUUGACGUUUUUGAGAACAAUCUUUACUGGGCCUCAAAAGAUACGCAAAAUCUUUACGUACAGGAUAAAUUUGGCAGAGGGCGUGUGCACGUUCUAGCUUCGGAUUUACGUAAUGCGCAUAGUGUUAGAAUACAACAUAGGUUCGCUCGUGAUGUUGCCCGUGCUUCAUCUGCAUGUCAGCAGGCUAAUUGUUCGCAUUUAUGUGUGGAGUUGCCAGGCAAAAACUACGCUUGUUUGUGUCCAGGAAAUAAUGAACCUUUAGAUGAUGGUUCUUGCGCAUCACCGAAGAUAGAAGAACUGUUUGUGCCAAAACAGUGUUUAUGUCAGAAUGGUGGAGCAUGUAAACUGGACGGAACAUGCGACUGUGGCGAUUUUGAAGGGGAGUUCUGUCAGAAGGCACCAACUGUGUCAAGACAGCUUAUUGGAUUUUCGAGUACGAAUGCAGCUUUAAUAUUUCUGCUGUUGGCAGCAUUGAUUGUUUGUCUUGGCAUGGUGGCAUUCUUUGCUGUUAAUAUAUACAAAAAGAGAGUUUUACUUUUCAAAAAGAAUGAAGAUGCAGAUGGUACGGUUUCCUUCCAUGGGAAUGUUAUCUCAUUUAGCAACCCUGUAUUGGACCAGAAACAGACAGAUGGGACACCUGUUGAAUACAGUAUGGCUCAACUGAGUGCAGAUGCUACUCAGUCAUCGACUACGUUUUCAAAUCCAGUAUACGAAAUGGAAGAGUCCGGUCCUCCAACUUCUAAUUCUGCCAAAGAUUCUUCUUCGCAGUCCCAGUCGUUCACUAAUACUGACAUUAAGCCAGAGCCGUCUUCUUCAAUAAUUGGUAAAACUUGCUCUUUCUGGCAUGCAUUUUACAGACAGUUUCUUUAUGUUAUUUAA